Euleptes europaea (tarantolino) is the source of this 1961-nucleotide messenger RNA. RefSeq names its product REST corepressor 3 (gene RCOR3). Gene Ontology annotation, cellular component: histone deacetylase complex; transcription regulator complex. The record is from RefSeq and is a predicted model, not a curated record. The coding region runs from base 103 to 1752 and encodes 549 amino acids. Gene Ontology annotation, biological process: negative regulation of DNA-templated transcription; regulation of transcription by RNA polymerase II. Lineage: Eukaryota; Metazoa; Chordata; Lepidosauria; Squamata; Sphaerodactylidae. Gene Ontology annotation, molecular function: transcription corepressor activity. The transcript is spliced from 12 exons.
GCGGGGGAAAGGGGCACCAACAUGGCGGCUCCGUAUUAACUUUCCCCCCCCGUUCGGCAGCCGCUGCCGCCGCCCGCCGCCCCCCUCGCCCGGCCUGCCGCCAUGCCGGGCAUGAUGGAGAAGGGAGCCGAGCUCCUGGGGAGCGGCAAGAGUAGGGCGGCCCCCAACGGCACGAAGAACGGCGGCAGCCCCGGUUCCAACGGGCAUUUUUCUGAGGCGGAAGGCGGCGGCGGCGGCGGCGACAGCAAUGACGAGCACGAUGUAGGAAUGAGGGUCGGAGCAGACUAUCAAGCUCGCAUCCCUGACUUUGAUCCUGGAGCUACAAAAUAUACAGAUAAGGACAAUGGAGGGAUGCUUGUGUGGUCUCCAUAUCAUAGUAUUCCAGAUGCCAAGUUGGAUGAAUAUAUUGCAAUAGCAAAGGAAAAACAUGGCUACAACGUGGAACAGGCACUUGGCAUGUUGUUCUGGCAUAAACACAACAUUGAGAAGUCCCUUGCAGAUCUCCCGAAUUUUACUCCUUUUCCUGAUGAGUGGACAGUUGAAGACAAAGUCCUGUUUGAACAAGCUUUCAGUUUCCACGGGAAAAGCUUUCACAGAAUCCAACAAAUGCUUCCAGAUAAGACUAUUGCAAGCCUUGUAAAAUAUUACUACUCCUGGAAGAAAACACGUUCUAGGACAAGUUUAAUGGAUCGCCAGGCUAGGAAGCUAGCAAACAGAAAUAAUCAAGGUGACAGUGACGAUGAUGUGGAAGAAACUCACCCAAUGGAUGGGAAUGAUAGUGAUUAUGAUCCAAAAAAAGAAACUAAAAAAGAGGGAAAUAAUGAACAGCCUGUUCAGUCCAGCAAAAUAGGAUUGGGUAGAAGAGAAUAUCAGAGUUUACAGCAUCGUCACCACUCUCAGCGUUCCAAAUGCCGUCCUCCUAAAGGCAUGUACCUAACUCAAGAAGAUGUCGUAGCGGUUUCUUGUAGCCCCAAUGCAGCCAAUACACUUCUUAGGCAGCUGGACAUGGAGCUGAUCUCAUUGAAGCGACAGGUUCAGAAUGCUAAGCAAGUAAACAGUGCACUUAAGCAGAAAAUUGAAGGUGGGAUAGAAGAAUUCAAACCUCCUGAGUCCAAUCAAAAAAUUAAUGCCCGUUGGACAACAGAAGAACAACUUCUUGCAGUACAAGGUGUCCGCAAGUAUGGUAAAGAUUUUCAAGCUAUUGCUGAUGUAAUUGGCAACAAGACUGUUGGUCAAGUGAAGAACUUCUUUGUAAACUACAGGCGUCGGUUUAACUUAGAGGAGGUUUUGCAGGAGUGGGAAGCAGAACAAGGAACCCUGGCUUCUAAUGGUGAUGCUUCUGCUUUAGGGGAGGACACAAAAAAUACUAAUGUGCCAUCAGGAAAGAGCACUGAUGAAGAAGAUGAGGCCCAGAUCCCACAGACCCCUCAAUGCGUAGGGUCUUCUCCACCUGCCCCGGCAUCUACUCCAACACCAGCAACCCCUGUAACAACUCUGAACCAGCCUCCUCCGUUACUUCGUCCAACCCUGCCGGCUGCUCCAGCUCUCCAUCGUCAGCCUCCGCCACUUCAGCAGCAGGCUCGGUUUAUUCAGCCAAGGCCAACCUUGAACCAGCCCCCCCCGCCACUCAUCCGCCCAGCUAAUUCAAUGCCUCCUCGUCUAAACCCAAGACCAGCAUUAUCUUCCACUGGUGGCCCACAGCCACCGUCGCUCAUUGGAAUCCAGACAGAAUCACAGUCCCCUCUGCACUAAAGAAAUAGGGCAGAACUAUGGUAACUAAUGAACAAAAAUUGUAUCAGUGUCUAUUUUUCUCAGAUAGGGAAGGAAGGGAAGGGAGCCUUCCACAGUAUUGAAGCAGUCUUACGCAACAUAGUGAGCAGCAGAAAUAAUGUGAAUGGCCAUCUGUAUAAGUGAAACUUCAGCACAGUAGAUUGUUACAGUGAGGCAAUGUCUACGAAGUC